UAGCAUUUACCGAUUUUUUCAGCCCAGCACCGCUCCACCGGCCAUAUUGGGCUGUAGAAAUAAAGCAGCUCUAAUGUUAUAUGUCACCUGCAAAUAACCCGGGCGUUCGAAAAAAGGCAAACCACCACAACCCACACCAACACCAAGCCCUCUCCACACACCCAGCUCCUUCACUAUGAGCCCGGAUGCCUGGCUCCCUCAGCCUGCCCUGUGCCUCUCUGCCCUCAGCCUGCUGCUCUCGCUGGUGCCCACAGGGCUGGGAAUGGAGGUGAUGGCCCCCCCCAUCAUCAACGCCAUGAACGGCAGCUCUGUAAAGCUCUCCUGCACCUUCAACUCCUGCUACAAGGUGGAGAACAAGCAGUUCUCCCUCAACUGGACGUACCAGGCAUGCACAAACUGCUCCGAGGAGCUGUUCCUGCAGUUUCGGAUGAAGAUCAUGAACAAGCAGCUGGAACGCUUUGGGAACCGAGUGGAGUUCACUGGGAACCCCACCAAGAACGACGUGUCCUUCACCCUCAACAACGUGCAGCUGGAAGAUGAGGGCACCUACAACUGCUACGUCCUCAACCCCCCGGACCGGCAGCGGGGCCACGCCAGCAUCAGCCUGAAGGUGCUCACCGAAGAGCCUCCAAAACGUGAUUCAAUGGUGGCCGUCAUCGUGGGUGCCUCCGUGGGCGGCUUCCUGGCCGUGGUCAUCCUGGUGCUGAUGGUGGUGAAGUGCGUGCGCCGGAAAAAGCAGCAGAGGCUGAACACGGAUGACCAGAAGACGGAGGAGGAAGGAAAGACGGACGGCGAAGGCAACCCGGAGGAGGGCACCAAGUAACACAGCCUGCUUCCCCCUCACUGUACAGCGUGUCCCGUCCGUGUGCUUCCCACAGCCAGGAUUGCUGUCUGCCCACAGUGUCCCUCCUGCCACCCGCACCGCCAACCCGCCUGGAGCAGGGCGCAGGGAGGAGCGGCCCCGCAGCUGCCGGGGGGGUCCGGGGGGGCUGGCUCCUGCCCCACAGCCGGGCUGGGUCCGGCUCAUCCCCGCUCCGUGGGGCACAGGUGCUGGGGACGGGGUGGGGGAGGAGGGGAGAGCACCGAUGUCCCCGUCCCAUCCCUGAUUCUGCCCGUCCUUGUGCUGGGGUGCCAUGGUGAGGUGCUUGUGGCUCCCGGUGUGUCAUGGACGUGCCCUUCUUGGGCUGUAUUUGAGCCUGAGCACCUCAUCCGAAGGCGCUGGGCUAAUUACUCAGUGUGUGUUUACUUCCCGGGGAGAUGGAAUGUAAUGGAAAGUGUUCUGCUGAUGUGCCAAACCGCAGCGGCGGGGAGAAGGAGCAGUGUGUGCCGGAAUGGAGCGGGCACAGCCAUCACCCUGAGCCCAGGACCCAGCACUGCCCCUCCCGGCUCCUCAGGGGCCCUGCACAACUUGUACUGCCACGGCCACGCACUGCCAGCCCGUGGGGCCCCGCGGUGCCACCCCCAAACCCCACAGUCCAGCUCCUGCCCUGCUUGCAGCUCCCGGAGCCUGUGGGCAAACCCUUGUCCUGUGCAUCCAGGACCUUGCAGGAGAGCGGUGCCAGCAGAGGCAGCAAGCAUUGCAUCCCCUGCUGCACCGUGCCCUGCUGUCCCUUGUCCUGCUGCAGCCAGGACGUGCCCUGCUCUGCCCCAUGCACCCCCCGGGCUCAGCCCGCUGCCUGCACCCACACGCACAGCUGCAUCGCUUCACUGCUCCAUUGCGAGCGGUUUUUGGGGCCAACUCAAGCUGUGAGCUCACAGCCAGCCCCACACCUGCCUUCAUCUCACUCACGCACUGUCCUUGGAUUGCAACUUGCCAAUGCAUCUGUCUGUACAUAGCUGUACACAACGGAGAGUCUACAAGUACAUAUACAUAGAUAUAUAUAGAUAUAUAUGGGAGGUGCUGCUAUCGGCCAUAGCUGCACUUUGGGUUUGCACCUUCCAAUGUUUGAUUUGUUUUUCUUUUUGCUGGUGGUGUUUUUGCCAAAGCCUGAUUGGAGGAUGUUUUUAUUGCUCUUUGUACAGUUCAACAGAGGAACAACAAAAUGCAAAGUG
Messenger RNA from Coturnix japonica (Japanese quail), 2052 nucleotides. It is a transcript of the gene SCN2B, whose product is annotated as sodium voltage-gated channel beta subunit 2. Gene Ontology annotation, cellular component: plasma membrane. Lineage: Eukaryota; Metazoa; Chordata; Aves; Galliformes; Phasianidae. The record is from RefSeq and is a predicted model, not a curated record.